AUGGUUACCACCGGAAAGCGCAAGUUGAAGACAAAGAAAUCAUAUUCAAAGCAAAACAAUCUCUUCGGCAUAAUCUCCAAAGUUACACUGACAGCACAAACCUUCCUCUCACAAAACGACCUCACUCUUCUCCCUUCUCAAUCUCUCCUCCUCGAUUCCCUCAUCUCUUCAACUUCCCACUCUCUCUCUCUCCUCCUCAAACCCUCCCACCCACUUUCUCUCUCCUCACCUCACCACCACCACCACUCAUGGUUCCGCCGCUUCAUUUCUUCCACUUCCGCCUCCGAUUCACGAUGGCUCGAUGCUUUUCGCAUGUCCAAUCCCUCCUUCUUCCACCUCCUUGAUCUCCUCUCUCCCACCCUCACCUCUUCAAUUCCCCAAAUUACCCCUGAUUGUGCCCUAGCAGCUGCAAUUUUCCGUUUAGCUCACGGCGCUAGUUACAAUUCCGUUGCCCGGAGAUUCGGUAUUUCUCCCUCCGAUGCUUGCCGUGCUUUUUUCACUGUUUGUAAAGCGGUUAAUGAUAAUUUAGGAAAUUUGUUUGAGCUUCGAACUGAUUCUGAUAGGGUUGUGGUGGGUUUUGGUUUUAGUUCACUUCCUAAUUGUUUUGGGAUUUUGGGUUUGGCUGGUUUUGAAAUUGAUGAGGAAAUUUUGGGUAAAAAUGGGUUUUUGCUGGUUCAAGCAUUGGUUGAUUCUGAAGGGAGAUUUUUAGAUGUUUCAUCUGGGUGGCCAAAUUCGAUGAAACCUGAAACGAUUUUGCAUGAGAGUAAGCUUUACCAUGGGGUUGUGGAAUCAAGGGAAUUGUUGCAAGGACCAUCUUAUAAGCUAAGUGAUGGAAGUUUGAUUCCUCAGUAUGUUUUGGGAGAUUCAUGUUUUCCACUUUUGCCUUGGCUUUUAACACCUUAUAGUAGAGGGAAUGAAGAAGAUGGUUUUAGUUCGGCUGAAAUUGCGUUUAAUUCUACUCAUAGUCGUGCAAUGGGGUUGUUUGGUGAUGCUUUUGGGAGGCUUAGAACUAGGUGGCAGCUACUGUCGGAUUCUAGGAAGUGGAAACGAGGUUGUGUUGAGUAUUUGCCGUUUGUUGUUGUUACUGGUUGUUUGUUGCAUAAUUUUCUCAUUAAAUGUAAUGAUCCCUUGCUAAGAGAUAAAGGGGUGAGUUGUGUGGAAAAGGAAGGGGAUGUUCUUGCUUCUGAUGGUGUGGUAGAUGAGAGUGCAGUGAGGAUAAGGGAUGCACUUGCUUUGCAUUUGAGUAGGGUGAGCCUCAGAAGAUGA
Messenger RNA from Medicago truncatula (barrel medic), 1266 nucleotides. RefSeq names its product protein ALP1-like. The transcript has a single exon. The record is from RefSeq and is a predicted model, not a curated record. The coding region runs from base 1 to 1266 and encodes 421 amino acids. Lineage: Eukaryota; Viridiplantae; Streptophyta; Magnoliopsida; Fabales; Fabaceae.